Messenger RNA from Exophiala bonariae, 852 nucleotides. It is a transcript of the gene PRE2, whose product is annotated as Proteasome subunit beta type-5. The coding region runs from base 1 to 852 and encodes 283 amino acids. Lineage: Eukaryota; Fungi; Ascomycota; Eurotiomycetes; Chaetothyriales; Herpotrichiellaceae. Gene Ontology annotation, molecular function: threonine-type endopeptidase activity. The transcript has 2 exons. Gene Ontology annotation, cellular component: proteasome core complex. The record is from RefSeq and is a predicted model, not a curated record.
AUGGACACUCUUGUCGCCCAAUACACACAGUCACCCUUCGCGAAUGAAGGCUACACCUCCGAAGAGCAAGAUGACUACUCCUCAUCUCUGCCUCCGCUAUCGCUGAAGUUCGCCCUUCCACCCGUAUCUCGACCCUCUGCCUUCCUUCGCGCAGCAACAGAUGACUAUUCAAACCCCAAUUGUCCCAUCAAGCUAGCACACGGUACUACAACUCUGGCAUUCAGAUUCAAGGGAGGCAUCAUUGUCGCAACCGAUUCCAGAGCCACAGCCGGAAACUGGAUCGCAUCUCAGACAGUCAAGAAGGUCAUUGAGAUCAACCCUAUGUUGCUCGGGACUAUGGCCGGAGGUGCCGCAGACUGUCAGUACUGGUUGGCUUAUCUCGGUGUCCAAUGCCGCCUUCACGAACUCCGACAAAAACAACGAAUUUCUGUUGCAGCUGCCUCCAAAAUUCUAGCCAACUUGGUUUAUUCGUACAAGGGAAUGGGCUUGUCGAUGGGUACCAUGAUCACGGGUGUUACGCCAUCCGAAGGACCUGCACUUUACUACAUCGAUUCCGACGGAACACGUCUAUCAGGAAACCUCUUCUGUGUCGGCUCUGGUCAGACAUUUGCCUAUGGUGUGCUCGAUGCACAGUACAAAUACGAUUUGGAGGACGAUGAAGCAUUGGAAUUGGGACGAAGAAGUAUUCUGGCAGCCACUCACCGAGACGCUUACUCCGGAGGUUACAUCAAUCUGUACCACGUCAAGGAAGACGGUUGGGUGAAACACGGUUUCUUUGAUACCAACCCCAUCUUCUGGAACACCAAACUUGAAAAGGGCGAGUUCUCCAACGUGACCAGUGAUUUAUCGUGA